UUUGCAUACUCUUUUAAAUUUGAGUGCAAGGAGUGAUUUAAGAAUUAUUCGGAAUUCUCGGCUAUGGAAUGGAAGUAAUAGAACGUUUUCGAUAUAUUAAAAUUCAGCUUGGCAGUGAGACUUAGAGGACACAAACAAAGGAAAUUGAAUGACCAUGUUUAUUCAUUUCACUUGUUUGUGUCCUCUGGGCCUCACUCUCAAGCUGAAUUUUAAUAUAUCGAAAGUGGCCUAUUGAAGGACUUCAGCCGAAUGUCGCUUUUCUACAGCACAUAAAAUCUUAGUGAACUUUAAUGGAAAGGAAAGUAAGAAAGCCAGAAAACUUCACAUUUAAGUAUGUAGUUGAUUGUUAUAGAUAAUGGAUAGACUACUGGAUAAACUGAGGUGUUUUUUCAAAAAUACCUUUCACAUUUUUGUCUUCUUUAGUUUGGUUCCAAGUGGCGUUGCUUUAAUCAUGGCGAUUUCCAGGCGAAUUGUGCUGAUUUUAUCUGUAGUGGCACUGGCAUUGAUAAAUUAUAUACAGGCGGACGAUGAAUGCCCGGAUGACAACCUGCUCGGCCCGAAAGGUUGUCCGACUGAAGACGUCCCAGUGGUAAUGCUAUCAUUUCCACCCUAUGUUAUAUUUGAAGAUGACGGUAGCGACCAAACGUACCUCCAAGGCAUCGUGUUUGAUUACAUUCGAGACAGUCUUGAAGGCUGUUGCCAUAGCAACGGUGGGCGUGGUAUAAACUUGACGUUGCAAAAUGACAUCGAAACUGGCACCGAAACGGAAGCGGAAUUCAACGAGGCUCUCAUGAAAGCUGACAUCAUAUUUCCUGUUACGGAAAAGCUAGAAACACUUUUAACAUUUUCAGGAAUUGAAUACACUUUCCACGACAUUGUUAAAUCACAUGGUUAUGUGCUUAUUGGCCUUAUCGAUCAGUACAACGCGAAAGCGAGGGAUUUGGUGCUGUACGCGCUCUACGACUCAUGGCCCAUUUUCGUGUUGACCUUCCUUCUAGCCGGAAUGGCUGGGAUUUGUAUUUGGGCAUUGGUAUGAAAAGAACGUAUUACAAUAACAUAAAAAAAAGAGCAUAUGCAACUCUCUCAUUCUUACAUGCAGUCUCAGAAGUGCUCAACGCUAGCGUGUGACCAUGCAUGUAAGGAAUACCGUGCUUGACCACAUUUCUAAACACCGAGAAGAGAGUUAAGAAUACGACGAGUAGCGGAGUAUUUUUUUUGCGGACUUUAAGUUGUUUAGUGUGUUCAAACACUGCUUUGAGUGUUUGAUAUAUUUUCUCAAUCAAAGCUAAGAUGAAGGAAACAGCGGAGAA
Molecule: messenger RNA, 1310 nt
Organism: Orbicella faveolata
Lineage: Eukaryota; Metazoa; Cnidaria; Anthozoa; Scleractinia; Merulinidae
Source: RefSeq, a predicted model, not a curated record